Zophobas morio is the source of this 2807-nucleotide messenger RNA. Its product is annotated as DAZ-associated protein 2-like. Bases 1198 to 1770 code for a protein of 190 amino acids. NCBI's taxonomy places the organism in Eukaryota, Metazoa, Arthropoda, Insecta, Coleoptera, Tenebrionidae. The record is from RefSeq and is a predicted model, not a curated record. The transcript is spliced from 4 exons.
GUGUGGGAAAAUUGCUGGCAGAAAUUAUGUAUAUAACUGUAUGUAUGCUUCUUUAGUGUGGUACUAACAGUAUAAUCAACUGUAAAUAGGAAAAUACCAAAACGACGUUAUUUAUUCUUGUUGCCGCUUAUGUAAGCUAAAAUGUGUCACAAACGUCUUUGUUUAUGUUGUUUUUUGUUGUUUGUUUCUGUAAGUAAUUGACCAAAUCCAGAUUCUAUUAAACUGUAUUUAAAUUCAUGCCAAAAUUUAAACUUCAUGUGACAUUUGAUACUGGAGAUCGACAGCGUUAAGUAUCGUCGUCUUAUGAUUUUUGUAUAUAAAACAGUUGCUGCGACAUGUUCAAAAAUAUUAACAACAAAUUAGGAACAAAAACAGGAAAAGCUGCAAUGAAGACUAAAGAAAAAACAAAACUACAAUAACAAGCAAUUAGAAGAGCGUAAGAACGGGGCUUCUAAAAUAAAAGCAAUGGAAACAUAAAAUUGAGCAUAUUUUGAAACCGUGAGAACGUUUAAGGAAAUCCUAAGGAUACAAAAUUCGCAUUGAAACAAUAAUAAAAAUCAUUAUAAAUGUUUACAACGCCAUGGAUUUAAAGCUAAGGCGGAGUUUCAGGCAACCAAUGACGUAACGAGAAACGAUUUUAAGAUGUGACUUCCAUGUUGAAAACACCAUUCAUUGGUAAUUUACUUGCGAGGCGUGAUCUGGUCGGCCUAUGAAAUCGCCGACUUUUAUUGUGGACAAUCCUAUUUAUCGAGCGUCCUUGAUAUUUAUUGCACUAUUUCAACUAACUAAAAGUAUUUGGACAGUAACGGAAGGAAGUUUCGUAAACAGAAAACGUUUGUUCCCACAAUGAGAAAAGCCACAGAAUGUUAGUUACAGAAGGUCACGCUUUGUGUUGAAGUCAAUACUGCUCUUCUAAAUUUAGAGGCAAUAAAUAAAAUGCAAAUUACAUGAGAUAAUGUUUGCGAGAGAAUUGUUUGCGUGCUAUCAGUUGAAAAGAAUGUACUCCACCUGCUAUUUCAACGCGUUAUCGCGUAUUUGCGAGAUUAGAUGUAUAAUUUAUCAUUUAUUGUCAUUACAGAUAAAACUUAAUGUGCUUGUAAAUGCAUAUUUCGAUUCUUUUAUGCGCAGUUAUUAGAGAUAAGUGAUAACUGUGACAUUGUCGCUCUAAGAAAUUUAUUAAAAAAACACAAAGCGGCCAUGGCGCUAGGCGACGUUAACGAACAUAGUGACGAAAAAACCAUCAACGCAGUGAUGGACGAAGCAAAAAGCCUGCCCGAACCGGCAGCAAACAGCGAUACGCAAGGGAAGAUGGUGCCCGGUAUUCCCACCGGCUCUCCUUAUGUGAUACCUGGCCAGACUCAGAUAUACCCUCAGGGGCCACCUCCGACCUAUGAUCAAGCCCUGACGCAUCCGGCAGCUAUUGUGGGCCAACCGUUGCAGAUGUACCAUCCAGGCACCAUGUACGCAGCUGGAUAUCCGACGUACCUAGGGUACCCCACUUAUGCUCCCAUGCAGUAUUAUCCGUCUCUAGGUGCAUAUUCGUAUGCGAUGCAGCCGGCGCAGCUGAGGCCAACGAUCAUGAUACCUAACGGAUACGACGCCGGCGCGAGGUUCGACGGCAUAGGCCAGCCUGUGAUCCCCCCCGCUCCUCCUGGCGUGCCACCAUCCGCAGCGCAACUGGCGGCCAUGGCCGGCCACCAGGUGGCGUUAGGUCAGAAGAAGAACUCGUUUUUAGCCGGCGGUUCAGACGGGGGGUAUACCUUCUGGUAGGAGCGUCGGGUGCUAGGUUUAAGCAAUUCAAGUUAGGCUAACGAAUUUUUUUUUUAUUUUAUCUAAGGAGCAGGGGUCCGGCGAUCCCCGGUCCAUAUCAUUGAUUUGAUGUCGAAAGUGAUUUGGACGUCUUCGUCACUUUUGUACGUGAAUUGCUGACAACUUACAAACAAAACAUAAAAAAUGAAAAACUAUAAAAAGUAAUAAAAUAGGUUAUUUUGAAAAUGAAAAAAAUAUUAGAGUACAAGUUAGAGCGAUUAGCGAUUGGCUGCAACUGUCCGAUUUGUGCGAGACUUGGACGGUUCUAGGUAAUCUGUAUUGUUUGAUGAUGUUACACUUAUCUUGAGCAUGGGGCGCUGGUUUUAUUGACGCGUUGACGACUGAGAUUUGCCUCAGGUGAUGUUCCGGUAAGUUGAAUUGCGUUGCGUUUCCCGUCGUUUCAAGUGAUUAGGCGAAAAAUUUAACUUAGUUUCAUUUCUUUGUUGAAUCCUCGAUAAGUGUAGUGCAAUAAAUGAUAUUUCCAUGUUUAUGUUGUUGACAUUGUAACUUAUUGUUUUAACCACUUUUGUAAAAUUUUACUUUUGUUGGAAACUAUUACGUAAGUAAUAAAUUUUUAUAGGCAAUAAGUUGAUUGGGACUCGAACUGACGCAAAAGUCACCGAUUUUUUGCCUCAGGACGCCCAUUUCGAGUGAUACUUCUUUUAUUUUUGCUAAAGCGACUAGUUUCGGGAUAAAUGGGCCGUUAUCAGUUCUUCGAGUUGAAUUAUGGCGUUCUUCUUUCGUUGUAGUAUAAGAAAAAUAAAAGAACUAUCAUAAGAGUGCAGCUUAAUGUAUUACUAGUCAAUAACAACUAUGAAACAAUCGAUAGACGAUCAAUGUACUAUCUGUAUAUCUAAAAGUGAAAAACACCAACAAAAAUUUCUUGUUACUUGCCAUAAUUUUGUUAUACUAAUGUUUUGUUGUUACUUGAAACUUUUACAAUGAAAUUGAAUUAUUGUGAGACUGUAAAGAUCUAUUGUGAAAAAUGUAUGCUGUAA